GUCGAGCUAUCUAUAAGAUUUAUUAUCUCCCACUCUUAGCUCACCACAUUGGAUGGUCAGCGCUGGUGAAUGGCCGAGCUGCCGGGCUCUUUGACCGCAACCAUGGCCGACUUGGAGGAGGGCGUUGCCACAUCGCCCGAGGAGGGCACUGCUACAUCUCCAGCCGUGAUCGUGGGGAAGAGGAUCUCAGAGGGCAAAGAAGGCGAAAACAAGAUGCGGAGAGCGCGCAGUGGUGACUCUGUAGAUACCAUUUGGGAGGAAGCUGAAGGAGCAAACGAGGAUGACUUGGAAGAGACGACCCGUGGAACCAAGGAGGAGACCGUCUUCCGAAAGUUGGAUCUGCUGGUGACCAAAAAGUGGGGUGCGAAAGGCAGUGAGAAGAGGCCCACCGUGACGGAGGAGGAGAUGAAAAAGCACACCAGCGAGGAGGACUUUUGGGUCAUGAUCAAUGGCAUGGUCUUCGACAUGGGGCCCUUCCUCCGCGAGGAGGCGAAGCACCCGGGCGGAACAGCGAUUCUGCUGCGGCAGCUUGAACUGAGCGGAUCCGAUGCGGGCGAUCGCUUUGUUCGUUGGCACAAUGCAGCAGGGAACGCUGUCCGCAGAGCUCCUAAAUACUUUGUGGGCGAUUUAUUGGGCUGGAAGCCGCCUAGGCGCUGGAGGCUUUGCUGUCGAAGGAGACCGCGGGAGUCGCUCUGAGAGGGCAGGAGUCGCUCUGUGUGAAGAGGGGCCCCCAGUCGAUCACGUGCAAGUCGAGCUUGGUUUUUUAGAGACCAG
Messenger RNA from Durusdinium trenchii, 774 nucleotides. The record is from the annotation of a GenBank genome assembly. Lineage: Eukaryota; Dinophyceae; Suessiales; Symbiodiniaceae.